This is a messenger RNA of Cavia porcellus (domestic guinea pig), 4219 nucleotides long. It is a transcript of the gene Vma21, whose product is annotated as vacuolar ATPase assembly factor VMA21. Gene Ontology annotation, cellular component: endoplasmic reticulum membrane. Gene Ontology annotation, biological process: vacuolar proton-transporting V-type ATPase complex assembly. The coding region runs from base 236 to 598 and encodes 120 amino acids. The transcript has 4 exons. NCBI's taxonomy places the organism in Eukaryota, Metazoa, Chordata, Mammalia, Rodentia, Caviidae. The record is from RefSeq and is a predicted model, not a curated record.
CCCCGGGCUCACUCGCCCUUCUCCUUUAUACCUCUCUCCGGUUGCUUGUGCUGGAGACCCAUCUGUCCUUACUAUUUGAGUUCCUUUUGUCUCAUUGGUGGCUUUUUGAGCAGCUGCAUGCUACUCUGCACCCGCCACCUGACUUCCAAAGCUCCGCGACUGGGACUGAGACUGAGACCAGAGGCGCUACGUGCAGCUCAGGGGGCGGCAACGCCACCGCCCGCCAGGGAGGACUAUGCUGCGCGGAAAGGCCCGCCUCAACGUGGAGUGGCUGGGCCACUCGCCCGGACUGAUCCUGGAGCAGAAGCCCCUCCCGCCUGCGCGCAUGCCGCGCAGCCACCGCCGAAAUGAAAGUUCCCUGGCUUCAACUUUGAAAACACUUCUGUUUUUCACAGCGUUAAUGAUAACUGUGCCAAUUGGCUUGUAUUUCACAACCAAAUCUUACGUCUUUGAAGGUGCCCUUGGAAUGUCCAAUAGGGACAGCUAUUUUUAUGCUGCUAUUGUUGCCGUGGUUGCUGUUCAUGUGGUUCUGGCGCUUUUUGUGUAUGUGGCUUGGAAUGAAGGCUCACGACAAUGGCGAGAAGGAAAGCAAGAUUAAUGCGACAUCGCCUUUUCAUAGCAUUAAACUGAUUUUUAAAAACAUGGUAAAUGUUUUUGUGGGCAUUGAUAAUGAAAACAUUUUAUUUUAAUAAAGUUGCACGUUAAAAUCAGUCAGACUGCAUCACAUUUGACCGGUGUAAGUUUUGACCCACCUUAUACAGUGGUUUUUUAGUCAAUUUUAACUUUAAGCCCUUUUUUUGCAUAUGGCAAUUUAGAAAAGUUUGUGUUUAUUAAAUGAGUCACAUGUUACUGUGGGAAGAAUUUGAUUGGCUGACAGUGAAAUGUCUUCUUGCAGUUUGUCUUUUAGGUGCUUUUCAGUUUUAGGCCUCUGGAUAUAUUGCCAUGCACUUAGUGAGCAAACCGGAACCUCAUGUUAAGCUGCAACGCUUUCCCUGUUAGGAAGAUGCCAGGUCCUAGCAUUUGGAUUCUAAUUUUGCCUGAAAAGUUGUUGGAACUGUAGGCCCUGGAGUUAAUCUUAAGGUCACUGACGACUUGCACAUAAAGUGUAUGAAUUCUGAUUAUAUUAGCUACAGGGAAAACUAGUGACAAGACUGCCUCACUGCAGGCUCAAGAAAGCAAAGAGAAGCUGAUGGCCCCUUGUGUGCUUCUGAGAUGUCCUUGGCUCCCUCAUUGAAAUUCCAUUUCAACCGUCUUCCUUACUGCUUUUUUUUAAGUUGCAGGUUAUGUGACAGGAAUUUUCAUUAAAAAUGUUAGACUUUUUGCAUAUAUUAAGAGUAUAAACAAUCCUGAAACAUCCUCUACAAAAUAUUCUUGCAUUGCUAGUCUUUUGUAAUUGGAGAUAUUAAAACGUUAAGGUAUAUCCUAUAUGUAUAGGUUCAUAGCUGAUAUUCCUCGAGGUCCUUUUUGGUGGGAAGCUCCCAAACCUUAUCGUUUUCCUUUAGGACCUUUUGUCUGUGUUCUUUAUAGCCGCUAGGUAUUUUUUGUGUACUUAUUGAAAACAUUGUCCCGCAAAUGUUUUUUGUUUUUGUUUUGUUUUUUUUUUAUUAUAAACCCAUAGUAUGUGUUCUCUGCAAAAAACUGGAAAAUACAUAUUCAAAAAGAAAUAAACUAUUUUUACAUUUGUCGGUAUGCACUAAAAUUUUAUUGUCAGUUUAAAUCCUGCCAUCUUAACCUGACAGCUGUUUGCCUUUUUAUUUCAGAACAGUGAUUAUUGGCCAUUUUCUUAAAAAGCACACUCUAUUUUGUUCUUGUAAAAUUCAAAUUUUCAAUAUUUUCUCAUAAAUAAUACAUGAGGAAAGAGAUAUGUGUAACUUAAUUCAAACAUUAUGUGAUAUAUACAUAGCAAUACCAUCUGUACCCUAAUGAACCUGCAUAAUUUUUAUGUUUUUAUGUGUGUUAAAAUCAAUUUCCUGUUACUGAUAGUCUUAAUAUUAACAGCCCUUGCUUAAGUGUUCACCAUUACUAAAUUUGUCUAUUGUUACUAUUUUUUAUUUUGUGGACUUUAUUAGGUAUAAGUCAAGUGUCUAUGUUUAAUUUUUCAGAAAAAUAAGACAUCUGUGUGAUGAUUAUAGUACUAUUCUUAAUUCUUAAAUGCUGUCUGUGGUUUAAAUGACGAGGCAUGUAUUCCAAAUGUAAAGCUAUUUUUGGUAAAAGUCACAAUUUGAGGGAAGUAAUAUUUGAAUUGAGGUUGCUGUGUGGUAGAUUUCUAGGUAGCUCCUUUAUUAGAUGACCUGUUGUUUUUAAAUUAUCCCAUGUAAUUUCUUUUUGUAUCAUGCCAAAGUUUUCCUUGUACUUUUGGUAUCUAAAUGCUAUUUUUAAAAUAUAAUAUUCAAGAUUGGAUCAUUGUUUUCAGGCAUUUGCCGAGUGGAUACAUUUUUCUGCAAGUGUUUAAAUCAGGGAUAUGUGCAGACACAUAAUUGUUUCCUUGGGAAAACUACCAAGUUGCUGAAAGUGAAAAUCAGAUUGUAGGGUUGGUAUUUAGGGUUAUUACAAAAUAGGCUUGCUUUCAAAGCAGUUUUUCCUGUGGUUGGAAGUGUUCACUCACUAGUGUGCUGCUGUUAAUUAUGUUAACAUACGGUUUUGACAAAUAGGUUUGUUUUUUAAGACAUCUCACUGGCUUCUCCUUGCACAAUGUAUAUACUUUAAGGUGUGUAGAAAGGACAGCUACAGAUGGAUGAGCCCUUCUACAUGUUUUAAGAUGCAAAUACCUUCCCUGCUGUUCGGAAAUUGUUUUGUGACGGUGACCUCAGUUAGGAAAUGUGACUUGAAGUGGCAGUCCAAGCUACUGAUUUAUCCUCACUGACUGUUUCAGCGCCUUCCUCACCUCCUUGUUUGUCUUCCACACGGUAGUCCUUUUUUCCUACUGUACGGAAAAUUUGAAAGUCUGUGCAGUGCCUCUGAUGCCAGGAGCUCUUUAAAUGGACAUCGUGGUAUACGCAACAUUAGAAUUUGGUUUUGAGCUCUUAGUGAAAAUUUUGAAAUCCGCUAUUAAACAGAAGUGCUCCACAAGAAUCUCACAGAAGUCCCUCAUAAUGAUUAGAACGUUUUCAUCAUCCUAAUUUCAUUGGCUUUGCCAGAAGCAACUGAUUGACUUGUGUUCAUUUUCCAUUUUGUAUUGAUACUACAUGUAAAGGAGACAGAUAAAAAGUUAAGGUGUACCUGGGAGAAAGCCUAAACCUGAAACAAAGGAUUUAAACCCAAGGAUUUAUCCUUGUUUUCCAUGUAUCUAGUGUGUCUUGUCACCAGACAAGUUUAUGAGUAUUGUUUAAUUUAUUCCCAAGUGAAGUUGUAGACUAUUAUCAAGUUCAUUUGAUAAAUGCUUUAAAAUUUGUCACUUGAUUUAGGUCAGUGGCAGGUUUCUUUGCUGUGAGUAUUCCUGACAGGUAACCCAUCAGUGUAGUACAACUGUUAGUUUAGAUUCUACUUUCAUGUUUAAGAUCAUUUUUGCAAGAGCUAGACCGGAGUGCACAUUAGUAACUUGAUGAGACUUCUUUUUUCCUUUGCAGGGGGAGUCUCCUUAAAAACAUAUUUUCAGGGACUUUGGGAACCUAACCAUACUAUUACACAUAAUGUCUGAAUAGCUUCAUCCUUUCGAUACUCUGUAAAGUAGUCCAGAAUUCCUUGCCUGUGUUAUUGCUGCGUGUACUUGGAAGAAAACCACCUGUGUUUAUUUCUGAAUGUCCUGUAAGUCACUUUGGUCAGUUAUGCAGUCUUCCUUUUGCCGUGUUUAGUGCUCUCUCACUUAACAGGAAUAAUAGCAAUAGCUAACAACAUCUGCACAGCACCUUAACAGUUUGCCUAGAACAUUCAUACAUUCAUUCUCCUUCGAGUUUUCCUGAUGAGCCUGUCCUGAGAUGCCUCUGGAUGUCAUGCUAAGAGUCUUUAGAACCCUCAGUCAUUGGCUUUGCCAGCUCUGCUGAUGUAUCCCGGAGGCCCUGACUGGGGGGAGGAUGUCCCUGAGCUAUGCUUUGCUUCCAGCUGUGUGGUGUUGGAUUAUCACCAUGAAGGCCAUGAGUGCUUUAGCCACUGGAAUCAAAUUUAUUUUGUAAGUGAUGCUUUUCUAACCUUUGUCUUGAUAGAUUUUGUACUUACCCUAUUUGAGCCUGUAAUUUGGAGGAACUGACCGUCUGUUGUCAUUAAAAAAAUGUCCAUAAUACCA